Messenger RNA from Melampsora larici-populina 98AG31, 630 nucleotides. RefSeq lists its product as uncharacterized. The coding region runs from base 1 to 630 and encodes 209 amino acids. The transcript is spliced from 3 exons. Lineage: Eukaryota; Fungi; Basidiomycota; Pucciniomycetes; Pucciniales; Melampsoraceae. The record is from RefSeq and is a predicted model, not a curated record.
AUGACCUCUGCGCCUACACCUUCACACACUGAAGAUGCCAGCAUAUUCAACCUACCCAAAAAAAUCACCAAGCGCAAGUUCUCAGCCAAUGUCCCUCUUGUAUGCAAGAAAACCAACCCAAUACGACUUAGUGUUCCUAUGAUUGACCUCGUCGUGAUCUUCCUUGGGAAAUUUGCUGGUAUGUUUCGAGAUACAUAUGCAAAUGCUUCUCAUAUGUUACCAGAUGCUUUGUUUGAUCGUGAAGAUGCGUGGCAAGUGGUGAAAAAUUAUGAGGCAAUCCACAACGGUGUAUUCAUCCGUGAAAUCUUAGGAGGUGAGACACUUCCAGACAUGUGGAUGAAAUCUCCAGUUUAUCUCCAGCAUCAAGCACAACUUGAAGAAGAACAAAUAAGACUUGAACAAGGGAUUCUUGAUGCACAUCUGAUUGAAGAGGAACAUAAAGAGCAAAAUCAACUAAAACAGCUAGCAAUCAAUGAGAAAAGGGCCGCCAUCGCCGAGCGCAAGCAAAUCCAAACUCAAAAGGCUCUGGAGAAACAGGCCGAGAAAUAUUCAAAGUUGAAACAACGGCAACAACUCCUGGGAAGCGAGCUUUUUGAAAUAUGUCACCGUAUCAAUUGGAGUUUUUUAUAA